AUGCCUCUUUUAGGUUCCACUGCUGCUCCGGCCCUGACCUUACUCCCGCUUUUACUCCCGCCCCAGCUCCUCCUCACGCUCCUCCUCACGCUCCUGCUCCCGCUCAGCCCCAGUGCUCUCACAAUGGGUAGAGAUCUCACCAUCGCAAGCUACGCCCCCUCACCCUCCCCAAGGCGAGAGCAACUAAGCAAUAUGAACGGCUUGGCCAAUCUCGCCGCCGCCGCCACUCCCACUUCCACUCCGGUCCCGGCCGUAGUGCUGUUAUUUUCGGGCACGGGAGCAGAACCUUCGACGGCAGCUGGCGGAGCUGCUUCUACGGUAUUAUGA
Fusarium sp. VM40 is the source of this 327-nucleotide messenger RNA. Lineage: Eukaryota; Fungi; Ascomycota; Sordariomycetes; Hypocreales; Nectriaceae. The record is from the annotation of a GenBank genome assembly.